Molecule: messenger RNA, 6811 nt
Organism: Myripristis murdjan (pinecone soldierfish)
Lineage: Eukaryota; Metazoa; Chordata; Actinopteri; Holocentriformes; Holocentridae
Gene: emilin1b
Product: elastin microfibril interfacer 1b
Exons: 16
Coding region: 1-3504 (1167 amino acids)
Molecular function (GO): protein binding
Source: RefSeq, a predicted model, not a curated record
AUGGCGUCUCACCUGAGGCUCCGACAGCACGCCAACACACACACACAGGCCGCGCACGCCGCACGAGCCGCCAGCAGGCACAGGAACUGGUGUGCGUUCGUGGUGACAAAGACGGUUAGCUGUGUGGUCGAGGAUGGGAUGGAGACGUACGUGAAGCCGGAGUACCACCCCUGCUCCUGGGGCAGCACACAGUGUACCCGCGUGGUGUCGUACCACACCUACAUGAGGCCCAGGUACAAGGUGGCCUAUAAGAUGGUGACAGAGAUGGAGUGGAAGUGUUGCCAUGGUUACAGUGGAGAAGACUGCAAUGAUGGACCAACUGGUGGUUCAGGGACCCAGAUUUCCACCACAAGGCCUCGACCACGGCCAGGACAGGGCGGUGGCAGCAGCGGGACAGGCAAUGGGCAGGGCGGCGGCAGCAGCGGGACGGGCUACGGGCAGGGCGGCGGCAGCAGCGGGACGGGCUACGGGCAGGGCGGCGGCAGCAGCAGACCUGGACAGAGUGGAGGAGACAGUGGGCGAGGGGACAGUGAGAGGGUGAGGCAGCUGGAGGAGAAGAUCCAGGGCCUGAACAAGAACCUCCAUGACAUGCAGACCACCCUGAGGACCAUGAGCGAACGCUUCCAGGAGGAGAUGAACAAACCAGGCUCCAACAGCGGCGGCACCGGCGGAAGGAACCCUGCUGAUGCGGCUCAGCCGGAGAUUAAAGAGACAAUCCACAGCAUUCAGACCAAGCUGGACCAGCUGGACAACCGCACACAGGCUCAUGACAAGACGCUGGUCAGCAUCAACAACCACCUGGUGAACGGGAAAGGGAACGAGCUGGAGGGAGGGCUGAGCGGAGGUGGCGGUGGCGGCGGCGGCGGCAGCAGCAGCGGCGGGAGGCUCAACACCCUGAAGGAGGAGAUCCUGAAGGAGCUGGAGAGGAGGGUGUCUCUUUCCUGCUCCUCCUGCCAGGUGGGCGUGGAGGACCUGCGCAGACAGCAGCAGGAGGACCGCGAGAGGAUCCGUGCUCUGGAGAAGCAGCUGAGCACCAUGGACGCGCGGUACCGGCAGAGCCUGGACGGGCUACGGCGGGAGGUGGUCCGCCUGCAGGGCUGCUGCGACACCGUCAACGACCUCAAAAACCGCAUCACCAACGCCGAGCACAAGAUCACCUCAGCCUCUGAAAACUUCGAUGUCAUCCAGAACCGUCUGGACAAGGAGCUUGGAGGAGGAGGAGGGGGCAGGACCGACAACAACGGGAACGGAGGAUUCGGACGAGGCUCCGGCGGGAUAGGAGGUGGCAGUCAGGACGUGGUUGUGACAGAGGACCGGCUGGACGGCCGGCUGAGGGACCUGGAACGGCGCGUCAACAACACCGUGCAGCGGACCGAGGAGAGCUGCUCGUACAUGGAGAACGACCUGAAGGACUACUUCCACAGGGAGCUGGGCGACCUGAGGACGGUGUUCCUGGACCGAUUUGACGACCAGGCCUACCGCAUCGCAGACGUGGAGCUGGACGUGGGGCUCGUGAAGGACAGGGUGACCGAUCAGGACAAGAGACUAGCCAGGGUGGAGAACACCACAUCCCUCCUGACCAGGAGGAUGGAGGAGUGUGGAUGUGGAGGAGGAGGAGGAGGGGGAGGAGAAGGAAGAGGAGGAGAUGAAACAGGAGGACGGGAAGAUGGAGGAGAACAGCCGGGAGCAACAGGAGGAAGAACAGAAGUCAGUACAGGAGAUGGAGAAAGUGGAGGAAGAGGAGGAACCAUAGGAGGAGGUAGGGAGACAGACGACACCACAGAGAAGUCUCUGGAGUGGAGGGUCGUCGCCAACGAAGACCAGAUUCAUCGAUUCAACACACGACUCAAAGACCUCUCGGUGUCAGGAGACUCUCUUCUGGACAAGGUGUUGGACUUGAGCCACGACGUCCGUAAGAUCAAGGCCCUGACCGGGGAUCACGGUGAACACUUCAACCGCAUCGUCACCGAGAUCGAGAUGCUGGGGCAGGACUGCGAGCUCUGCGGCAGGGUGGAGGACGAGCUGCGGAAGCUGAAGAACCAUUCCCAGCAUGCACUGGAGCGCCUGCAGAACCAGAUCCACAUCCUGCAGAGCGGAGGGGACUCCGGCCCGGGACACUGCUCCCAGCUCUGCUCCGACCUGCAGGAGGAGGUGGGCCGGCUGCGGGACGACGUGGAGCGAUGCACGGGCCAGUGCAAGAUCAGCCCGGACACGCCCACAGGUGGUGGGCCGGGCGGUGCUGGCGGGGCAGGGACAGGGACAGGGACAGGGACAGGGGCAGGAGGUGGGCUGGACCGUGAGAGGCCCCUGGACGGUCACAGUGUGUUCGGCGGCACCGUCAACAACAACCACCUGAAGGCGCUGCAGGGCGAGCUGUCGGACGUCAUCCUCACCUUCAGCUCCAUCAACGACACGCUGAAGGGCCUGGAGCACACGGUGCACAAGCACGGCAGCGUCAUCACCGACCUGGGGAACACCAAGGACAAGAUCAUCUCGGAGCUGGACAAAAUCCAGCAGGAGGUGAACGAGCACAUCGAGGACAACCACCGGCGCCUGGACAGGGUGGACCAGGACGUGCGGCGCUUCGAGAGCACGCUGCUGCUGGAGAUGGGCGACUGCAAGAAGUCGGGCGACGGGCUGGAGAAGAGGCUGACCAAGCUGGAGGGCGUGUGCGGGCGGCUGGACGGCGUGUCCGACUCCCUCCACAAGAUCAAGGACGGGCUGAACAGCCACGUGUCGGGGCUGUGGAGCUGCGUGAAUAACCUGAACAGCACCGUGAUCCACCACGGAGGGAUGAUCGACGUCAUCCAGAACAACCAGGACGACAUCCAUGGCGAGAUGAAGAACAUCAACUCCAUCCUCAACCACUUGACCAGAGACCUGAAGAGCCUCUCCGAGCAGGACCUGACCGGCCUGCCGGGUCCCCCAGGGCCCCAGGGAGAGAGAGGCUACAACGGGCUGCCAGGACCCAAAGGGCCCCCGGGACCCCCAGGACGGCAGGGUGAGCAUGGCCCCCGCGGAGCCCCAGGUGCCAAAGGUGAACAAGGUCUGCCAGGGGCUGACGCUCAUGUUCAGAAGCUGUCGUUCUCCGCUGCGCUCAGCGUUCCCAUGGAAAGAGCUGGAACCAUCAUCUUCGACAAGAUCUUCGUCAACGAGGGAGACUUCUACGACCCGAGGACCGGUGUUUUCACUGCUCCUGUAGACGGGCGCUACUUCUUCAGCGCCAUCCUGACGGGUCACAAGAACGAGAAGAUCGAGGCAGUUCUGUCCAAGUCCAACUACGGCAUGGCCCGUGUGGACUCCGGCGGCUACCAGCCCGAGGGCCUGGAGAACAACCCCGUGGCCGAGGCCAAGACGCCGCCGGGGUCGCUGGCCGUCUUCAACAUCAUCCUGCCGCUUCAGGCCCGGGACACCGUCUGCAUCGACCUGGUGAUGGGCAAACUGGCCCAUUCUGUGGAGCCGCUCACCAUCUUCAAUGGAAUCCUGCUCUACGAAGACAUGUGAUUGGUCCAGGACAGUCAUGAUGUCACCAAACCACGGCCACGCCUGUCGAUUCACCCCCUGGAACUUUUCAAAGUAGAUGAGGAACGAAGGAAGUGGGGGUGGGAGACGGGAAGGACGAGGUGACAAACGUCAUUUUUUGACCUAUUGAGUCUGUAUGCUUACGCUGACACAGCAGAAACAAACAAGCUAAACUAAGAGGCCAGAGAAUGUUAGCCAAUGAGUUUGACAUUGAAAGACACAAUGACAGCCCACAGGAGCCUGUGGCGUAAAGAAUGACAUCAUUUCCUGAUUCCUCGCCCUGAGAGCAGCGAGGCGAUGAACACUGAAGACUUGCUUGACGACAGAAUAUAUUUUAUGAACUGAGCAGAGACUGCUGUCCUCCAUAUUCCAACCAUUGAGAUGUGUUCUUCACAAAGAUUUCUACUACUGCAGGAAUUUUAUAGUAUGCUUAUUAUUAUUAUUGUAAAACCUGAGUCUUUUGCUCCACGUAUGGUUUAUGAGAUCAGCAUUUACCAAAGCCAGCCACGAGGUCUGCCUGACUUCCCAUGUAGCCAUUUUGCUGCCAAGUGUCUUCCUGUGAAACCGACAGCUUCCUGUGGAGCCCGCCGUGUGGUGGCACAGCCUGAACGUCAGGCCGACGUCCACCAGGAGCUUCUUCACAACUUCACAUCAGUUCAGAUCAAAGAUUCUCAACAAGAUGUCUGCGUAGGUGCUCAGUCAUCCAGGUCAUGGUUCUCCGCGUGGAGUUGAAUCGAAAUCAGCUGGACUGUUUUCAGAUUCUUGACGACGUUUCAUUUCUCACCCAAGAGCUUCUUCAGUUCUGGUUCUGGUUCACAGAACUGAAGAAGCUUCUUGGGUGGGAAAUGAAACAUCUUCUAGAAUCUGAAAACAGUCCAGUUGACCUUGAUUCAGCUCUAUGUGGAUAUUCAAUGAGACUUCCUGAAACUGAUACGUCACAUGAUGCCCUAAAAACUGCCCAGUUCACACAAAGCUGAUUGUUGACUGAGUCCUGCCAAAACCAUUUACAAGUUGGUACCAACCUGGCACUAACAUUACAAGCUGUCACAGUGUGACCCUUCCUUAUUCCCGCUGCAGCUAACUCACCAAACUGAAAAUUAAAACUGAACCUGAAAUCUGACCAGGGGAAACUGACCGACACACCGAGAGAGGGCCGUUCGGGUUCGUUCAGUUUACCUGAAGAAGCUUUUCAAGCUGCAAUCAUUUAAUGACGAGGGAGGAGUUUCCUCUCUGUGCUAACCCUAACCCACGGUGAAUGUGUGGAGGAGGGCUUCUAGAGAUGGACGCUCUGCAGCUAACAUUUUCAUUUUCCCCGCUCUGAGACAGUUCUGUCUCACUGAAUCUUUGAUCUGAACUGACCUUAAGAAGUGAUGUUAUGGCUUCUACUGAUUUUUUGUAGCUUUUAAAAACCUGUUUGAAGCGUGUCAGUCCUAUGCCAAAGGUAGAAUUAUUUUAAUUGUGAGUGUUAAAAACAUGCCAAAGUCUUGUGAAGCUCUGUGCAUUCAGACUGAGACACUGUCAAGGUUUUAGGUUGAAGUCUGUGUGAACUGUCGAUGCAGACAGGGCACACCAGAUGAGAGGAAAUGUUGUUUUGCUUUUUGACCGUCUAUGGUUUGUUUUUCUGUUCAGAUGAAUUCAAAUUGUGAAUGUUUUUUAUAUCAAGGUGCACCGUUCUUGCUUUAUGUGUGUUUUUAUAUCCUGCCAUAUGCCUUCAGUCCAGUGUCACAAGAUUUCACUGGAUGGCCAAGCUUUAAAACAAAUGUCAAACAUACAUAUAUCUCAGAGUGAUGGCGGAUAGCAAAAAGAGUCCAGAGUUUCUCUUCAUGAUGUUCCUUAAUCUCAGGAGACAGACAACACUCACUGCAUAAAGAUGGCUGCCUACAGUGGACGUACAGCUCAAAGUCAACAAUAUAUUUUUAAAUUAAUCACUGACACUAGAAAUACAUCAAUAACAAAUACAAUACCAGUUAAAACCACACACUGUUGUACGCUGACGAUCUGCCAAACAUCCAGUUACGACCUUAAAGAUCCUUCCACCUGAACCUUGUGCGGCUGUGCUCUUCUUGACUUUUCACUGCAGUGUUCUGCUCUGUGUGAAGCUGAUGGACUUUUCAAAACCUCAUCUGUUUGCCAAAAGGCCUAGCAGACCUUGCAGAUGGUUCCAGAAACAUGUACAUCAUGAUUUCUCAUUGAGAAAUGGACCUGAGCAGUAUAGUCUUUUCCUCUGCUUAAAUGUACAACAGCAGGUGAGAGCUGCCAAAAACAUUCAGUUCAGUCAGAAGUGCUUUGGGUGUCUUUAGUGAAUAUCACCUCUAUGAAUCAGGCAGUUCAAGAUUUGGUGAUAGACAAACUGGACGUCAUUACCCUCUCCUGCUAAAGGUAGCGAUCCAUCCUUAAUGUUCACAACCAACAGUACACUAGUACCUUUUCUCUAGGGAAGGCUGAAAUCCUGACAUGAAAUCCUUGGAGGAACAUUUCAUAUCACUCUGUCAAACAGAGCCAAACAGGAGUGUUAACUCUGCAGCAACAGCCCAUAGUUUUUGUUAUUCGCACCAGACCAAGUCUGUUGCAAGAGGAUGUAAUUGCACAACUCGGCUCCAGCCCAAUGAAGCCAUGAUUUAAAAAUCAUGCCUGCCCCCCCAUACAGCAGACCCAGCAGGCUGUGAGGAAGCUGCUUCAAUCCAUCCAAAGUCUUGGCCACCAUAAAAUAUCCCAGGUCCUCAGCGUUGAGUUUUGACAGUUUUAUAAGCAGCACUCACUGGUGUGCACUUGGAACCACAGAGCCAUCUAUAUCAUUACAGAAAAUUAUUUUUUAUAAUGCUAUUAGUGAACAAUUAAAAUAAUUUUUAUGAGGGAUGUUUAAACGAUGACUGUUUCUCAGGGAUCAUGGGUCACGAUGCGGCAGAGCCAUAUUUCUCAUGUUUUUUACUCACCACAAGUCACAUCUGUGUGCCAGACUCUGAAAGUGAUGUCAUUGAAAUGAAACUAAAUUACGGUUUUCUCCAAUGUUGAGAACUGUGGCUGCCUUACGUUCCUCGGGUGGUAAUUCCAACGCGUUCCGCACGCAGAGAACAGCUUUAAUGUGAACUAAAGCUGAAUCACCUGCUUUAUGCCGUCCUGCCAGCAGUCAGAGUCAGUGUCACCUUUGUCAAAUAGUCGAUUUAUUAUUUUGGAAUGAAAAUGUCACUGUUCCUCGUGCGUCUUCCAGCUGUGCACCAGCAUUUUUAACUUGCCACUGGAUGUAUCACUUAGCUACACAUGUGGUUCAAAUAAAGAUAUUUAAGUUUCC